Messenger RNA from Danio rerio (zebrafish), 5833 nucleotides. The record is from RefSeq and is a predicted model, not a curated record. NCBI's taxonomy places the organism in Eukaryota, Metazoa, Chordata, Actinopteri, Cypriniformes, Danionidae.
AGUCAGGAGGUUGCGUUUUAUAACAUGUCUUUUUUAUUUGUCCUCUUGUCUUUUCUUCUGCUCGAGCCAAAUCCAUUUGCACUCAGUUUUGCUUCACAGGGCAGGUGAGAAAGCAGCUGAAGGGAGGAGGGAUCGUACACUGUUAGCCCAGCAUUGGAUGUUUCCAGAGAGGGAGUGGACUGUGGUUUCUCUCUCUCUCUCCUCCUCUCUUUCUUUCUCCGUCUCCAUCACUAUGGAGGAAAAGCACACAGGCAGUGGAAGCAUGCAUGAGCUCAGGGCGUUAAAACAAAAAAGCACAGCGUCUGUCUUUCUGGAGACCUGAAGAUCCGUUAUAGUGAUGAGCGUGCGAGAGAGGCUGAGCGGGACACGUUACCAGGGAGACGACGGUGAUGAUGAUGAUGAUGAAAUGCACUAGCGUCUCGUAUGGCACGUUUCCUCAAGUCUGAAGGAACUUAAAAAGCUGUUAUGCCAGCUCCUGCCACUCAGGAGAACAUCAUGAAGUCCCAGCAGAAGUGUAUUGCUGUGUUUGCACUGGUUUGCUGCUUUGCUGUCCUGGUGGCUCUGAUAUUCUCUGCUGUGGACGUUUGGGGCGAGGAUGAGGAUGGUGUCACUGAGGAAAACUGCAGCAGAAAUUGCCGCAUUGUCCUUGUGGAGAACAUCCCAGGAGAGCUGUCGUUCAAUAGUUCGUCUCAUCUCCCGCUUACUGUGGGUCUCAACCACCUUUUGGACCAAGCCAAACUGUCAGUUGAGAUAGUAUCUCCAUACUGGGCUCUGACCUCCACCGAUCAGGGGGCACGGGUUUACACUUCCUAUCAGGGUCAAUAUUUGUUUCAGAGAUUGUUAAGCCUGAAGUCUCGAGGUGUCAAAUUAAAGGUUGUCAGUGACCAACCCAACUCCACUGAGCUGAAGAGCAUGGCUGAUCGCUAUGCCGAAGUUCGCUAUGUCAACAUGACGGCCCUCACCAGAGGACGACUGCUUUCCUCCUUUUGGGUCGUGGACAGGAAGCACAUUUACAUCGGCAGUGCUGGAAUGAACUGGAAGGCUCUGUCCAAGCUGAAGGAGCUGGGGAUCAUAGUGUAUGACUGCAGUUGUCUGGCUAUGGACCUGCACAGGAUCUUUUCUUUCUACUGGCAGCUGCAGUACAGGGACUACAUCCCUUCAAUCUGGUCCAAGAGAGUCACAGCCGUGUACAGCCGAGACGAGCCGCUCCAGCUCACACUCAACAAUACAGACGCUUCUGCCUAUGUGUCGACGUCACCAGAGCUGUUUUGCCCGAAGGGUCGGAGUCGAGAUAUAGAUGCUAUACGACAUGUGAUCCGAGAAGCGAAGAGAUACAUUUACAUCUCUGUAACUGAUUACCUGCCCUUAGUCAACCGGAGCUUUAGAGGAUCAGCAAUCAUAAGGUACUGGUCGCCAAUAGAUGAGAUGCUCCGCGAGGCUGCAGUACUGAAAGAGGUCAAAGUUCGUCUUUUAAUCAGUCUGUGGACUCGAACACAUCCGCUGACCUUUAACUUUAUGACAUCAAUGCAGGCUUUGUGCACAGGACUGCCAGUCUGCUCUAUUGAGGUGAGAUUUUACAGAGGCAAGGAGCAGAUGGGCGGAUUUCAGCACAGGAUGAAUGAGAAUAAAUUUGUGGUAACAGACAACGCAGUGUACAUUGGAAAUCUGGACUGGGUUGGCAGUGAGUUUGCCUUCAAUGCAGGAGCUGGGCUGGUGUUUCAGGAACCAGAGAACCAGCAGGACGGACGAGACUCGAUUGUAGAGCAGCUGACGGCUGCUUUUGAAAGAGAUUGGUUUUCACCCUACACAAUAAGCCUGCUCUCUGGCAGCACAACCUUACAGGAGAGCCAACAUGGGAAGCAGAAACUGCAAAGUCUGAAGACAAAAACAGAAAGCAGAGAGCAUGAGUGAGUUUCUCUGCGGGAGUUUCUCUCUCAAGCGGGACCAAUAAGCCAAGGACUUUGUGCCUCAGAACAUCUGCGCCAUGACUCUUACCAUUUGAAUUUUCAAAUGCUAUCGAUGGAACUGAAUUUUAAUCUCUGAAGGACUUCUGUGAAGGAAACUUUCGUUUUGACAUCUAAAUACAGCACUUUCAAUGUAAAACUUUACUCUUACACUCAAUGGUUAUAUAUAAUGCAUGCUUAUUUAGAUAAGCAAACCUGAGAACUGUGGAAAUGUACUCCGAUAUUCAGACUUUGCUCAUUUUAAACCAAAAUAUUCAACUACCGUGGGAAUUUUUUCAGAGAAAGAACAUUGCCAAAAUUUUAUAGUCAUGCAAGUUUGUGUUUGUUUGUUUUUUUCCAAGAUGUUUAUUAAUCAUCAUUUUUUAAGAAUUAAGCACAUUUUUACUGAAAGAGAUUUUGAAGAACAAAUGCCAAAGCACACUGCGGCCUCAUACUGUAGCUGUCAUUGCUUUCUGUUUGAUUCAGCCUGAUCUCAUAAGCAAACGUAACUAUUGUACGGAUUGGCCAGCCUGAUCUCAUGAGAAAACGUAACUUUUUUCCCAAUUUUUUGGCUAAUUUGUACGAAUUUGCAUGAAAACAUAUGCCUUUUUAAAAGUAGGUGUGGCACCAAACCCUGCUCCUAAACCCAAAGAUCAUUGGGGGAUGACCAAAUCGUACUAAAAUGUCAAAAUCAUACCUAUUAGCCACUAAAUUAAAAAAAGUUUCGAAUUGAGUUAAAACAGCAUUGAAUUGUCAGAAUAGUGGCUAAUUCAAUAGAAUACAUACAAUCUAAAUGCAUUACUUACCAUACAAAGUUACUGAGUAACACAACUAGUUACUUUUUGGAGGAGUAACUUAAUAUUGAAAUGCAUUACUCAUCAUAAAAAGUAACUAAGUAACGCAACUAGUUCAUACAAUUUAAUUUGUAUGAAAACCUGGGAUUUUUUUUAAAGGAGGCGUGCUCCCGUUUUAGUUUUUCCAGGGUCAAUAAAGUAGAUAAGGCACCAAACCUGGCCCCUAAACCCAACCGUCAAUGGGGAUAAGCAAAUCAUACUAAAAUGUACAAAUAAAAUUGUAAAAAUUCAUACAAAUCAGCCACUAAAUCAAAAAAGUUACCAAUUGUCAUAAUAUAAUGUUGGACUGUCAAAAAAAAUGACUAAUUCGUACAAAUACAGACUAUUUAUUUUGCAUGAAAACUCGGCGUGCUCCCAAACUCUAACCCAGUGCUCCAAGCUCCAAAAUCCCAACCCUACACAGAGCUGUCAUUGAAGGAUAAGCAAUUCAUACUAAAAUGUAUGAAUGAGAUCAUACUAGGAAUGCACCGAAUUACUGAAAAUUGUUUUCAGUUUUUCAGGGUCAAUAAAGUAGGUGUGUCUCAAAAUCCCACCCCUUAACCCAACCGUCAUUGGGGUUAAGUAAAUUGCACUAAAAUGUAUGAAUGUGAUCAUACAAAUUCAUGCGAUUCAGCCACUAUAUCAAAAAGUUACCAAUUGCCAUGAGAUAGCGUUGAAUUGUCAGACAAGUGGCUAAUUCACAUGAAUACAUACAAUUUAAUUUGUAUAAAAACUUGAGGAGCCGUGCUCCCAAACCCCACCUCUAAACCCAUCUGUCAUUGAAGGAUGAGCAAUUCAUACUAAAAUGUAUUAAUGAGAUCAUGCUGGGAAUACACCGAAUUACUGAUCAUUAUAGGCCGAAAAUGGCAUUUUUGUUUUUGCACGGUCAAUAGAGUAGGUGUGGCACCAAACCCCACCCCUAAACCCAAUUGAUCAUACAAACUCAUACAAAUUAGCCACUAAAUCAAAAAGUUAUGACCUGCCAUGGGAUAGCGUUGGAUUGUCAAAAAAGUGGCUAAUUCGUACGAAUACUUGCAAUAAAGUUCAAUUAACAAUUCAAUUUGAAUGAAAACUUUUUUUAAAAGGAGGCGUGCUCCCAUUUUUGUUUUUCCAGAGUCAAUAAAGCAGAUGGGGCACCAAACCCCGGCCCUAAACCCAACUGUCUUUGGGGAUGAGCAAAUCAUACUAAACUUUACAAAUAAAAUUGUACAAAUUCAUACAAAUUAGCCACUAAAUCUAAAAGUUACCAAUUGUCGUGAUAUAAUGUUGGAUUAUCAGAACAGUGGCUAAUUCAUUCAAAUGCACACAAUUUAUUUUGUAUGAAACUGGGUGUGCUCCCAAACUCCAACCCAGUGCUCCAAGCUCCCAAACUCCAACCCUAAACAGAGCUGUCAUUGAAGGAUGAGCACUUCAUAGUAAAAUGUAUGAAUGAGAUCAUACUAGGAAUGCACUGAAUUACUGAAAAUUAUUGGCCGAAAAUGGCAUUUUCAUUUUUUCAGGAUCAAUAAAGUAGGUGUGGCACAAAUUCCCACUGCUUAACCCAACUGUCAUUGAGGAUGAGUAAAUUGCACUAAAAUGUAAAUGUGAUCAUGCAUACUCAUGCGAUUUAGCCACUUUAUCAAAAAGUUACCAAUUGCCGUGAGAUAGCAUUGGAUUGUCAGUGGCUAAUUCACACGAAUACAUACAAUUUCAUAUGCAUGAAAACUUGAGGGGCCGUGCUCCCAAACCCCACCUCUAAACCCAUCUGUCAUUGAAGGAUGAGCAAUUCAUACUAAAAUAAUUAUUGGCUGAAAAUGGCAUUUUUGGUUUUCGACGGUCAAUAAAGUAGGAAAACAAAAUCCCACCCCUAAACCCAACUGAUCAUACAAACUCAACUGAAUUAGCCACUAAAUCAAAAAGUUUCGAAUAGCCAUGGGAUAGCGUUGGAUUGUCAGUAAAGUGGCUAAUUCUUACAAAUACUUGCGAUACAGUUUAAUAAAUAAUUUAUAUUUGAAUUAAAACUUGCGAUUUUCCUUUUUUUUUUGUAAAAAGUGGCACGCUACCAAAUCCCACCCCUAAUUCUAACUGCCAUUAAGCAAUGAGCAAUUUAUACUGAAACAUAUGAAUAAGAUCAUACUAGGAAUGCACAGAGUAGCUGAAAAUUAACAACCAAAAAUGGCAAUUUCCUUUUUCACCAUCAAAGUUCAAAAUAGCUCAUUAUUCCACUAAUAUCUGUCGAUAUUACAUUCAUGAACCCAUUCUUAUCUAUGCAUGAAACGCACAUUCUCACCAGAAAAACUAAGUUUGCUCAAUUAACGUGCUGACAAGCUAUGAAGUACUUAAUCCUGCCACUUGCAAUAGAGCUACUGUGUUGUCAUGGCAACACUGGUAAAAUGACGCUCUGGAUAAAAUGGGGUUAUUUGAUUGGCUUGUGUUUUUUUAAGUCAGAAUAAUUAUUAACUUAAAUUAAAAAAUAAAAUAAAUUAUGUUAUUUAAUAAACAAUAAAAAAAUAUUUUCGUUUCCGUUUCGGCCCAGAAUUUUUCAUAUCGCUACAUCUUUAGAUCGUACAAACUCAUCUGAAUUACCAACUAAAUCAAAAAGUUACGAAUUGUUUUGAGAUUGCGUUGAUGUUUUAAUAUUAUGCCACAUCUGACACUGUGUGUGUAUAUAUACAUAUAUUUAUAAAUAUAUAAAAUGUUUACAUGAUGCAGCAUGCACAGCCUUGAGACAUAUGUACAAUCGUAUACACAAGAUAAGACUGUUUUACUCACCGAAUACUAACGCAAGCUUACACCCUUUAAAUGUAGCUUUUAUAUAUUAUCUUUUAACUGACUAUUUUAAUGGAACGCCGGUGUUUUUAUUAAACCAGUCGCUGCUGAUUGCAUCACAUAAUCUUAUAAAACAGGCCACAUGUGUUGCAUUGAUUUCUCAGUAGUCUGUGGCCUGAUGCUUUAGCAUGUUUUGCCUUAUAUAUGCUGCUAUAAACUGUAGCUGCUGUUGCUGUCUGAAUGACUACCUCUUAUGCAUCUUAUGAUAUACUGUAUACAUAUAUAAUAAAAAAGCUUGCUGCAGCAUGA